Messenger RNA from Verruconis gallopava, 530 nucleotides. RefSeq lists its product as uncharacterized. The record is from RefSeq and is a predicted model, not a curated record. The transcript has 2 exons. Bases 119 to 484 code for a protein of 121 amino acids. Lineage: Eukaryota; Fungi; Ascomycota; Dothideomycetes; Venturiales; Sympoventuriaceae.
GCCUGCUAUCUUUCAGCACUCCAAUACAAGCAACUGAAGCCAUCAAAAUUUACUUACGGAGCCUUCAAUCAACGUAAUAGUGGCAAAAACUGCUUGAUCUGCUCCUCGUAACUUCACAAUGCCAGACUCUGCACAGAUUAAUCGCUCCAUAUCGACCGUGCGGACAGAAUUGGAGUACCUGCGAGACACGGGCGUCCUUCUUCAACAGCAAUUUGACUCUAUCAUGGCGCAGCUUCCACAAAAUGGCCAACAAUCCUCUUACGUGGAUCCACGUUAUGGAGGACCACAAUGGGCACCCCCGGCUCAAAUCUUCAAUCAGGUCUCAGCAGCUGCACAGAAUCCGCAGAGUCCUGCGAAUCCUGAUCAUCCAAAGCACCACGAAUGGGCCAAAGGCAUGGCAAGUAAGUUCGGAAAUGCCAUGAUGUGGGGAGCAGGAGCUACCUUUGGUGGCGAUAUUGUCAAUGAUGUUAUGCAACAUAUCUAGUCAAAAGUCUAUAAAUCAUGCCAAAAUUGGUGAAAAUUCGCACAGA